AUGGACUCAGUGGCAGAGAACCCGGACGGGAACCUGCUCCAGGCCACCAGUGCCCUGAGGUUCAUCCAGCUCCAGCUGCUCCAGCUGGCCAGGGACUGUGACAACACGGUCCAGAACGGUCUGGUCAGCUCUCUCUACUUUGUGGAGCUGCAAAAUAAACUGGAGAAGCUUCUCCACGAGACCCGCACAGCCUACAGCCCUCCUUGGAGAAAACCAGUGGAGAGUGACUUUGACACAGUCAGGUCGGUUAGCAGUGGCGCCUUUGGGACUGUGAACCUUGUGCGCCACAGGGAGACGGGUCAGGCUUUUGCAAUGAAACUGAUCAAACGGCAGAACAAGGGCAAGAAGCUACAGGCCCAGGUGUUGGUGGAGCGCGACAUCCUCACCUUCACGGACAACCCCUUUGUUGUCUCCAUGUUUUGCAUGUUUGAAACAAAGACUGACCUGUGCAUGGUGAUGGAGUAUGUAGGAGGUGGGGACUGUGCCUCUCUGAUUAAACACUAUAAGUGUCUCCCUGUGGACAUGGCCCGCAUGUAUGUCGCAGAGACUGUCCUGGCUGUGGAGUACAUCCACAGCUACGGCAUCUUACACAGAGACCUCAAACCCAGCAAUCUGUUGAUCAGUGCCACGGGCCAUAUUAAGGUGGCUGAUUUUGGACUGUCAAAGAUUGGUCCAGUGAACAUGGCAGCUGACCUGGAUAAAGGCUGCAUCAUGAAGAUUGUCAGAGAGUUCACUGACACAGAGAUAUCAGGCACUCCACAGUUCGUUGCCCCAGAAGUGAUCCUGAAGAAAGGCUAUGGGAAGCCUGUAGACUGGUGGGCCAUGGGCAUCAUUCUGUAUGAGUUCCUGGUGGGCUCGACUCCUUUCACUGGGCACUCAGUGAAAGAGAUCUUUUUUAAGGCGGUCAGAACUGAGGUCACUUGGCCACAAGGGGGAGAUGCCCUGCCAGCUGAUGCCCAAGAUAUGAUUACCCUUCUCCUGAAGAAGAACUGCGUGAGACGUCUGGGCACAGGAGGAGCCAGUGAGGUGAAGGCACACCCAUUCUUCCAAGGUCUGGACUGGAAAAACCUCCUGAGUCAGAAGGCUCUAUUUGUCCCUCAGCUGGAGAAUGAGGAGGACACCAGCUACUUUGAAAACACGUCCUUAGAUUCUGAUGGUGAUUGUGAUGAUGAUGGCGAUGAUGAAUCUGGUGACGACAAUAAACCCAGUGAUGAGGACGAGUCUUGUUAUGACAAUGAAUCCUCCUCUGAUGAAGAAUCCUCUAAUGAUGAAUCCGCUGAUGAUGAAUCCUCUGAUAUGAAUACCGUAUGA
This is a messenger RNA of Morone saxatilis (striped sea-bass), 1311 nucleotides long. Its product is annotated as microtubule-associated serine/threonine-protein kinase 3-like. Bases 1 to 1311 code for a protein of 436 amino acids. Gene Ontology annotation, molecular function: magnesium ion binding; ATP binding; protein serine/threonine kinase activity. Gene Ontology annotation, biological process: peptidyl-serine phosphorylation; intracellular signal transduction. The transcript is spliced from 9 exons. The record is from RefSeq and is a predicted model, not a curated record. NCBI's taxonomy places the organism in Eukaryota, Metazoa, Chordata, Actinopteri, Moronidae.